Messenger RNA from Rosa rugosa (rugosa rose), 634 nucleotides. RefSeq names its product small ribosomal subunit protein eS27y. The record is from RefSeq and is a predicted model, not a curated record. Gene Ontology annotation, cellular component: cytosolic small ribosomal subunit; ribosome. NCBI's taxonomy places the organism in Eukaryota, Viridiplantae, Streptophyta, Magnoliopsida, Rosales, Rosaceae. Gene Ontology annotation, biological process: translation; ribosomal small subunit assembly. The coding region runs from base 147 to 407 and encodes 86 amino acids. Gene Ontology annotation, molecular function: RNA binding; structural constituent of ribosome. The transcript has 4 exons.
GAGUGAUCGAACGGUCCACAUCUCUCGGCUCUAUUCAUAUAAGAACCCUCUUCCUCAAUCUUGAGUCUUCCUCUUGCUCUGUUGUUUUAGGGUUUCUGAAGCUCCUGCCGCCCCUUCGCUGAUAAGCAAACAGCGAUUUGUUCAAGAUGGUGCUUCAGAACGAUAUCGAUUUGCUUCACCCACCGGCUGAGCUCGAGAAGAGGAAGCACAAGCUCAAGCGACUCGUGCAGACCCCCAACUCUUUCUUCAUGGACGUGAAGUGCCAGGGUUGCUUCAACAUUACGACUGUGUUCAGUCACUCCCAGACCGUUGUGGUGUGUGGGAAUUGCCAGACUGUGCUGUGCCAGCCCACUGGUGGCCGUGCCAGACUCACCGAGGGAUGCUCUUUCCGAAAGAAGGGGGAUUGAUUCAUGCUGAUAUUGCUUUUGCAAGAGGCUUGAUUUUGAGGAUGGUUCUCAUUUUUGUAAUGGGUUUCUAGUUUUUUCAAAGUGUAAUUCUGUUGGAGAAAGUUUAUGCACAUUUGCCAUGAGAGUGCUAUGCUAUGAGAUGAAGUUCAGUGGUUAAUGUUAUUGAUUACUCUUGGGUUAGUAUCGUUGGAAAUAUGAUUUGAAAUGAAGUUAAGCGGUUAACGUUA